Salvia hispanica is the source of this 5989-nucleotide messenger RNA. The record is from RefSeq and is a predicted model, not a curated record. Lineage: Eukaryota; Viridiplantae; Streptophyta; Magnoliopsida; Lamiales; Lamiaceae.
AAAGGGAAAUGUGACAUCUUUUGUGGGACAAACUAAAAAGGAAAGUGUGACAUCUUUUGUGGGACGGAGGGAGUAUAUUCUAAGGAAGUAUUGAACUUUAUAGCAAUUGUUUUGACUGACAUUUUUGUUGUACAAGAAAUAGGAAGGAAGAAUGAAGUCAUCCAUAAUAGUCCAUGUGUUGUCCUUGCUUUGCUGUGGCGUAACUUUGACUAUGUCGUCGGUAUCUAUGUCGAGGACUAAUUGUGAUCCAAAGUGUGGAAAGGUCCCCAUUCCCUUUCCAUUUGGGAUUGGUUCCAAGUGUAGUGCAAAUUCUUCCUUCACUGUUAUCUGCCGGAAUUCCACAACACCAUUCUUGAGCAGCAUCAACAUGGAAGUUCUUAAUAUUUCCAUCAAAGGUACAGUCAUAGUAAAGCAGCCAGUGCCAUCACCUAUGGAUUGCUCUGCUACUCUGGCUACAGGUCAUCUCCCAAUAUCUCUCAAUGAAAGUCUGUUUACAAUCUCUGCACGCUUCAACACGUUGGCUGUGUCAGGCUGCAAGAAUUCGGUCUGGUUGCAAGCUAAUGAGACAACUACUAUAGGAGGAUGUACAUCCAUGUGUCCUGCCAAUUCCACAGAAACUAGCUGCAACGGCGUUAACUGCUGCCAAAUAACACUUCCACCACGACUCAAGGGGCUUGAGUACACGUACAAAACAAAUGAAGCUACCAAUGGUAAUAGCUCUUGUGGAUUUGUUCUCCCUGUUGAGAAAACAUGGUUAACAAGUCAUUACAAAAGCUUCAAAGCAUUAGCUCGAGGAAUCGGAUUUGCUCCUUUGGUACUUGAGUGGGAAUUUGGUGAACUCAAAGGUUAUACUAACAGUAUGUGCACAUAUGCUGAUGAUUAUUGCCUCUCACGUCCUGAUGAGUUUGGCCGCAGACAUGAAAUAGGUGAUAAUCCUUCUUGUUGGCUCAGACAUCUUCACGAUGAAUGCAGAUUUUAUCCUUCUAAUUAUUACUGCAAUUCAACAGAUGUUUCUUAUCUAUAUAUACUUGAAAGAGAUAAUAAGGAAUACUAUUCAGUUUAUUAUGAUGAUGAUGGUUAUGCAUCUUCAACCAAAUAUUGCUCUUGUCCGAGAGGGUUUGAAGGUAACCCGUAUCUACCAGAGGAGUGCAGGGAUAUAAACGAAUGCAGUGAUGCAACAUACGAUCGCUGUGAACCAUAUGUAUGUAACAAUAUAAUGGGGGGUUAUGAAUGCAUUGAUCAAAAUGCCAAGUAUAAAGCUCGUGUAAAAAAAGCGUUCAUCAGCGUUGGAAGUAGUCUCGGAGCUCUGAUUCUACUCCUCGUGGCAUGGAGGUCAGCAAAAGCCAUCAAAAAAAGAAUCAAGGCAAACCGGAGACGCAAGUUUUUCAAACGGAACGGGGGGCUGUUGCUGGAACAACAACUUUCUGCAACUGAUAAUGGCCUUGACAAGACAAGGUUGUAUAGCUCCAAAGAGUUGACAUUGGCUACUGAUAACUUUAAUGAGAACCGCAUACUUGGCCGUGGUGGGCAAGGCACUGUCUACAAAGGAAUGUUGAAGGAUGGUAAGAUUGUGGCAGUCAAGAAAUCGCAGAAGUUAGAGGAAGGUGACCUUGAAGUCUUCAUAAAUGAAGUGGUUAUACUGUCACAAGUGAACCAUAGGAAUGUGGUUAAGUUACUAGGGUGUUGUCUGGAGACUGAAGUUCCUCUUCUCGUGUAUGAGUUCAUCCCGAACGGAACCCUUUACCAACACAUUCAUGAGCCAAGUGAGGAAUUCCCGUUGACAUGGGAAAUGAGAAUGAGAAUUGCAAGAGAAGUAGCAGGUUCACUUGAUUACUUGCACUCUGCUGCAUCUGCGCCUAUUUAUCACCGUGAUAUCAAGUCGAAAAACAUACUCUUGGAUGAGAAAUAUCGCGCCAAAGUCUCAGAUUUUGGUACAUCAAGGUCGGUAUCUCUUGAUCAGACUCACUGCACCACCCGAGUUCUAGGCACCUUUGGCUACUUAGAUCCGGAAUAUUUUCAGUCUAGUCAGUUCACUGAAAAGAGCGACGUCUAUAGCUUUGGCGUGGUUAUGGUUGAGCUUUUAACUGGAGAGAAAGCCGUGACAGCAACUAGAGCUGUGGAAGGAUGGGGUUUAGCCUCACAUUUCUUGCACUCGAUGGAGGAAAACGUGUUGUUUGAGAUACUCGAUGCAAGGGUCCUCAAAGAAGGCAAGAGGGAUGAAAUCAUGGCUGUAGCUCAGCUUGCUAGAAGAUGUCUAAAUUUGAAUGGGAAGAGUAGGCCAACAAUGAAGGAAGUUGCCACAGAGUUGUAUGCAAUCAAAGGGGUGGAAGAAUGCUCGUAUGCUGAAGAUAGAGAUGAUGGUGGCAGCAGAGAGUUUCAUCCUCUUUCUAUAGAGCUUCCUGAGUCUAUCAGCUUCUCUUCCAUCACUCCGUUAUCGCCAGAAGCUGAGUAUCCAUUUCUUGAGCUUACCCAGAUUGGCACAACUGCACAACAGCUUUCUGCAACUGAUAAUGGCCUAAACAACGUUCGGCUGUAUAGCUCAAAAGAGUUGACAUUGGCUACUGAUCAUUUUAACGAGAACCGCAUACUUGGCCGUGGUGGACAAGGCACGGUCUACAAAGGAAUGUUGAAGGAUGGUAAGAUUGUGGCAGUCAAGAAAUCGCAGGAGGUAGAGGAAGGAGACCUUCAAGUCUUCAUUAAUGAAAUGGUUAUACUAUCGCAAGUGAACCACAGGAAUGCGGUUAAGCUACUAGGAUGUUGUCUCGAGACUGAAGUCCCUCUUCUUGUCUACGAGUACAUCCCAAAUGGAACCCUUUUCCAACACAUUCAUGAGCCGAGUGAGGAAUUCCCGUUGACAUGGGAAAUGAGAAUGACAAUUGCAAGAGAAGUAGCGGGUGCACUUGCUUACUUGUACUCUUCAGCAUAUUCGCCUAUCUAUCACCGCGAUAUCAAGUCAACAAACAUACUAUUGGAUGACAAAUACCGUGCUAAGGUGGUGGAUUUUGGGACAUCAAGGUCAGUAGCUCCUGAUCAGACGCACUUCACCACCUGCGUUGUAGGCACCUUCGGCUACUUGGAUCCAGACUUUGGCGUGGUUAUGGUUGAGCUUUUAACGGGAGAGAAAGCCGUGACAGCAACUAGAGCUGUGGAAGGAUGGGGUUUAGCCUCACAUUUCUUGCACUCGAUGGAGGAAAACGUGUUGUUUCAGAUACUCGAUGCAAGGGUCCUCAAAGAAGGCAAGAGGGAUGAAAUCAUGGCUGUAGCUCCGCUUGCUAGAAGAUGUCUGAAUUUGAAUGGGAAGAAAAGGCCAACAAUGAAGGAAGUUGCAGCAGAGUUGGAAGCAACCAGAAAGGUGGAAGAAUGCUCUUAUGUUGAAGAUAGAGAUGGUGGGAGCAGAGAGUUUCAUUCUCUUUCUAUUGAGCUUCCUGAGUCUAUCAGCUUCUCUUCCAUCACUCCGUUUUCGCCAGAAGCUGAGUAUCCAUUUCUUGAUUGUCUUAACAGCACAAGAAUAAGCCAGGAGGGAAGAAUGAAGUCAUCCAUAAUAGUCCAUGUGUUGUCCUUGCUUUGCUGUGGCGUGACUUUGACUAUGUCGUCAGUAUCUAUGUCGAGGCCUAAUUGUGAUCCGAAGUGUGGAAAUGUCAACAUUACCUUUCCAUUUGGGAUUGGUUACAAGUGUAGUGAGAAUUCCUCCUUCACUAUUGUCUGCCAGAAUUCCACAACACCAAUCUUGAGUAGCAUCAACAUGGAAGUACUCAAUAUUUCCAUCAAAGGUACACUCAUAGUAAACCAUCCGGUGUCGUCACCUAUGAACUGCUCUACUGAUCUGAAUACAGGUCGUCUCCCAAUAUCGCUCAAUGGAAGUCCGUUUACAAUCUCAGCACGGUAUAACACAUUGGCUGUAUCAGGCUGCAAGAAUUCGAUCUGGUUGCAAGCUAAUGAGACGACGACUGUAGGAGAAUGUACAUCCUUGUGUGCUGCCAACGCCAUUGAAACUAGCUGCAACGGUGUUAACUGCUGCCAAACAACAGUUCCACCACGACUCAAGGAGCUCGAGUACAAGUACAAAACUACUCAAGCUAGCAAUGAUGAUAGUAGCUCUUGUGGAUAUGUUGUCCUAGUCGAGAAGGAAUGGUUAACAAAUCAUUACAAAAGCUUCAAAACAUUAGGACGAGAAUUGGGAUUCGCUCCUGUGGUACUCGAGUGGGAAUUUGGUGAACUGCAAGGUUAUACUAACAGUGUUUGCACAUAUGCUAAUGAUCACUGUCUCUCACGUCCUGAUGAUUUUGGCCGCAGAUAUGAAAAUGAUAGUUCUUGGUCUUGUUAUCGCAGACAUCUUGAUGAUGAAUGCAGGAUGUAUCCUAAUGGUUUUCGAUAUUACUGCCAAUCAUCAUCAUCUGAAAUUCAUCAACUUUCAUAUAAUAGAUAUUAUGUGGAAUUAUUUUCCAUAUAUUAUCCUUCUGAUGGUUAUGCAUCUUCAACAAAAUACUGCUCUUGCCCUAGCGGGUAUGAUGGUAACCCGUAUCUCCCGGAUCAAUGCAUUGAUAUAGACGAAUGCAUGAGGAAUUCAACAGAGAAUCUCUGUGGAAAAUAUUAUUGUAACAAUGUAAGAGGGGAUUAUGAAUGUAUUGAUGAAAAGGCCAAAUAUAGAGCUCGGCUGAGAAAAGCGUUCAUCAUUCUUGGCAGUUGUCUCGGUGCUGUGAUUCUACUCCUCGUAGUCUGGAGGUCGACCAAAGCAAUCAGAAAAAGAAUCGAGGCCAACCGGAGACACAAGCUUUUCAAGAGAAAUGGGGGGUUGUUGCUGGAACAACAGCUUUCGGCAACUGAUAAUGGCCUUGACAACACCAAGCUGUAUAGCUCCAAAGAAUUGACACUGGCUACUGAUCACUAUAAUCAGAACCGCGUACUUGGCCGUGGAGGCCAAGGAACUGUCUACAAAGGAAUGUUGAAGGAUGGCAAGAUUGUGGCUGUCAAGAAAUCGCAGAAGGUAGAGGAAGGCGACCUUCAAGUUUUCAUUAAUGAAGUGGUUAUACUGUCACAAGUGAACCACAGGAAUGUGGUUAAGCUACUAGGAUGUUGUCUCGAGACUGAAGUUCCUCUUCUCGUCUAUGAGUUCAUCCCCAAUGGAACCCUUUACCAACACAUUCAUGAGCCGAGUGAAGAGUUCCCCUUGACAUGGGAAAUGAGAAUGAGAAUUGCAAGAGAAGUAGCGGGUGCACUCGCUUACUUGCACUCUUCAGCAUCUUCGCCUAUCUAUCACCGCGAUAUCAAGUCAACAAACAUACUCUUGGAUGACAAAUACCGCGCUAAGGUCUCAGAUUUUGGGACGUCAAGGUCAGUAUCUCUUGAUCAGACUCACUGCACCACCCAAGUUCUAGGCACCUUUGGCUACUUGGAUCCGGAGUAUUUCCAGUCGAGCCAGUUCACAGAAAAGAGCGACGUCUAUAGCUUUGGUGUGGUUAUGGUUGAGCUUUUAACCGGAGAGAAAGCCGUGACAGCAAUUAGAGCUAGGGAAGGAAGGGGUUUAGCCACACAUUUCUUGCACUCAAUGGAGGAGAACAUGUUGUUCGAAAUACUUGAUGCAAGGGUCCUCAGAGAAGGCAAGAGGAAUGAAAUCAUGGCUGUAGCUCAACUUGCUAGAAGAUGUUUGCAUUUGAAUGGGAAGAGAAGGCCAACAAUGAAGGAAGUUGCAGCAGAGUUGGAAGGAAUCAAAAAGGUGGAAGAAUGUUCGUAUGCUGAAGAAAGAGAGGGUGGCAGCAGAGAGUUUCAACCUCUUUCUAUAGAGGUUGCUGAGUCUAUCAGCUUCUCUUCCAUUACCCCGUUUUCGCCAGAAGCUGAGUAUCCAUUGCUUGGUUAGUGAACCCUGUAUAGAUGAAGGACUACUUUCUUCAUCAGCUUUGCUUGGAAAAUUGUUUUUCUAACAUAAUUUUCUUUUUAUCAUUCAAGAAAGAGUUUGUAUUGAUCUUAGAUUAUUGAAAAAUUGUGUUAUGUA